Solanum verrucosum is the source of this 581-nucleotide messenger RNA. RefSeq names its product monothiol glutaredoxin-S1-like. The transcript has a single exon. The record is from RefSeq and is a predicted model, not a curated record. Bases 124 to 432 code for a protein of 102 amino acids. NCBI's taxonomy places the organism in Eukaryota, Viridiplantae, Streptophyta, Magnoliopsida, Solanales, Solanaceae.
UCAACAACAAAUCAACCCUCAAAUUUCACUUCACAACUUCUUUCCUCUUUACUAAAAGCUAUAUACAUAUAUCUUGGCAUUUGAGCCAAACUACUCAUUGUUUCUUGACGAAGUUGUUUCAAAAUGGACAUGGUGAUGACGUUGGGAACAUCAAGCGCGGUGGUGAUUUUCACAAAGAGUAGUUGUUGCAUUUCUCACAGCAUUGAAACCUUAAUCCGUAGUUUUGGAGCAAACCCUGCCGUUUACGAGCUCGAUACACAUCCAAAUGGGAAGCAAAUGGAGAAGGCAUUGAUGGAACUAGGGUGUCAUCCAAGUGUGCCAGCAAUAUUUAUAGGGAAAGAGUUAGUUGGUGGAGCAAAUGAGAUAAUGAGCCUUAAUGUGAGGGGAAAACUUAAACAAUUGCUUAUUAGGGCUAAUGCCAUUUGGGUGUAAAAAUUGAUUAAUAAUGACUAGCUAUGUAUAUAGCAAUUAGUCUAAAUGUUUUGAUGAUAAAUUUACCACUUAAAUAGAGAGUACUCUUUUUGUUUUCUCUCACAUUUUGCUUCUUGAUGUAUAAAUAAAAACUACUUAUACUUUGGUCA